Nicrophorus vespilloides is the source of this 1514-nucleotide messenger RNA. Its product is annotated as cytochrome P450 4d2-like. The coding region runs from base 7 to 1479 and encodes 490 amino acids. Gene Ontology annotation, molecular function: iron ion binding; monooxygenase activity; oxidoreductase activity, acting on paired donors, with incorporation or reduction of molecular oxygen. The transcript is spliced from 8 exons. The record is from RefSeq and is a predicted model, not a curated record. NCBI's taxonomy places the organism in Eukaryota, Metazoa, Arthropoda, Insecta, Coleoptera, Silphidae.
AUCACUAUGUAUAUAUUGUAUGUAUUGCUGUUAAUAAUAUGUGGCUUGAUCCUGAAAUGGAUUUCAGACAGACGCACAUUUUUUGCAAGGAUGUCUGCAUAUCCAGAAGCUAAAAAUACUCUACCGUUUCUAGGAAAUAUUCUAGAGAAUUUAACACCAACAGAUAUUAUUCCAAAUCUGCUUAAAUAUCGGAAAGAAUGUGGGAAAUCAUUCAAAUUAAUAUUGGGACCUUUUGCCACUUACGUUAUGACCACUGAUGCAAAUUUUAUAGAAUUCAUAUUAACGUCGCCAAAGCUUAUUGAAAAAUCUUGGGAUUAUGAAUUCAUGAGAAACUGGCUCGGAAAUGGAUUAAUCUCAGCACCAGGAAAUAUUUGGGCUAAACAUAGAAAAUUAAUAACGCCAGCGUUCCAUUUCAAGAUUCUCGAGAAAAUGGUUGAACAAUUAAAUUCCAACUCAAGCAUUUUAAUAAAGAAACUUAGUAAUCACGUUGAUACUGAAAUCGAUAUUUAUCCAUUUGUGACUCUAAGCACUCUUGAUAUAAUUUGUGAAACUUCAAUGGGAAUUUCUUUUAACGCUCAGGAAGACAAUAAUUCAAAGUUUGUUGUGGCGACACGACAGAUUCUUCAGAUUAUUGAAAAUCGAAUUUAUUCCGCAAUCAAGCAAUCAAACUUGUUAUAUAAAUUUACUUUGGAUUAUUGGAGGGAGAAAAGCGUUGUGAAAUAUUUACACAAGAUCACGAACAAUAUUAUAAGUGAAAGGAGGGAAGAAUUUAAAAAUAAAGCUGAGACGAAUCCUGAUGUUGAUGAUAUUGGCAUCAAGAAGCGAAAUUUCUUUCUAGAUCUUCUCCUGGAGUUUGGUUUAAGCAAUGAUGAAAUAAGAGAUGAAGUUAAUACCGUCAUGUUUGCUGGCCACGACACAACCGCUUCUGCAAUUAGCUUCACUCUCUAUUUAUUGUCUAACAAUUUAGAUGUUCAGAAUAAACUAUAUGAAGAAAUCGCGUCGAUAUUAGGAUCAGAUAUUGAACCUACCUACAAUCAAUUUCAAGAAAUGAAGUAUCUUAAAAAUGUUAUUAAAGAGUCUUUGCGUUUGUAUCCACCAGUUAUGAUGUUUGCUCGAGAUGUUUACGAAGAUGUGUACUAUAAUGAUAAACUGAUUCCAAAAGGAGCACGUGUGGGAGUUUUUGUUUAUGGUUUGCAUCGUGAAUCAGAACAUUACAAGAAUCCCGAGAGCUUUAUUCCUGAAAGAUUUGAAUUGAAAGAAGAAAAUAGAAGAAGUGCUUUCAGUUUUGUUCCAUUUAGCGCUGGUCAGAGAAAUUGCAUAGGUCAAAGGUUUGCUAUGCUAUCAAUGAAGUCAGCAAUUUGUAAAAUUGUGAGAAAUUUCGAAAUUCUUCCAGUUUCACAUAAGAAACCGUUAAUUUCAUAUGAGGUAAUCCUAAAGUCGUCAAAUGGAAUUUACAUUAAACUUAGAAAAAGGUCGUAAAUAUAAAAAUCAAUUUAUAAUUAUAUAUUAAUAAA